Gorilla gorilla gorilla (western lowland gorilla) is the source of this 3152-nucleotide messenger RNA. It is a transcript of the gene SPG21, whose product is annotated as SPG21 abhydrolase domain containing, maspardin. Bases 1626 to 2552 code for a protein of 308 amino acids. The record is from RefSeq and is a predicted model, not a curated record. The transcript has 10 exons. Gene Ontology annotation, cellular component: trans-Golgi network transport vesicle; cytosol. NCBI's taxonomy places the organism in Eukaryota, Metazoa, Chordata, Mammalia, Primates, Hominidae. Gene Ontology annotation, molecular function: CD4 receptor binding.
ACCCGGAAGCGGGAGUCUCGCGCCAGCUGAGCGGCGGUCGGGCGGGGGGAGCGCGGCGGCCCAAGCUCGCUCGGCCACGCGCCCCGCCCCUCAGAGGCCCGCCUGCCGCACGCCCCGCGCAGCCUGCUGUGCCCGUGGGUCCCGAGUGCUCCGCCGCCCGCCCCGACCCGCGCCCAGCCGCCUCCACGGCCCGCGCUCGUACUGGAGCGAAGAGCGGCCUCCUGAAGGAGGGGAAGGGACGUGGGGGCGGCCACGGCAGCAAACUUUUAAGAACUCUGAGCAGAGGCCAGUAAUUUUGGAGACAGGACCUCGGCCUGAAAGUGACAGAUGUCUUUGUUGUUGCUGAGUGUGGGCCAGGUGUAAGGUUUGUAAACAGGGGAUGAGGAACAGAGCGGGACCGGAGUGUCUCAUUUUUCCUCUUCUCGUUUUCCUGGAGAGUUAUAAGUUAGACAUUUAUGCUGCUUCCUUUGUCUCCACCUACACUGGUUCAGCUCCUUUUGGCACAAAGAUUCAACAAAUUAAGGAGUAACUUUUUUUUUUUUUUUUUUUUUGAGACGGAGUCUCGCUCUGUCGCCCAGGCUGGAGUGCGGUGGUGUGAUCUCAGCUCACUGCAACCUCCGCCACCCAGGUGCAAGCAAUUCUCCUGCCUCAGCCUCCUAAGUAGCUGGGAUUACAGGCGCCCAUCACCGCGCCCAGCUAAUUUGUUUUUGUUGUUGUUGUUGUUUUGUUUGUUUUUUUUGAGAUGGAGUUUCGCUCUCGUUGCCCAGGCUGGAGUGCAAUGGCGCGAUCUCGGCUCACCGCAACCUCUGCCUCCCGGGUUCAAGUGUUUCUUCUGCCUCAGCUUCCUGCGUAGCUGGGAUUACAGGCAUGUGCCACCACGCCUAGCUAAUUUUGUAUUUUUAGUAGAGACGGGGCUGCACCAUGUUGGCCAGGCUGGUCUGGAACUCCUGACCUCAGGUGAUCCACCUGCCUCAGCCUCCCAAAGUGCUGGGAUUAUAGGCGUGAGCCACUGCACCCAGCCAAAACUAGCAGUUUUUAUUGUCCAGCAGCACAAGGGCCAGAGAAGACAGGGAGUCCACAGCACACCCUGAAGAGGGUUUCCUUAGGCAAGAUUAAGGCUAAUAUUGUGGCUUUUUUCCCACCAGCAUGAACAGGUGCUUUUGUUUUUGUGAAGAACAAAAUCAUGAGAGAUCAAAUCAGUUUUGAGCUCAUGGUCCACAUUCUUUCUUAUUCAGUACUGAGCAGUUUGGUCACAAUCUCAGUUAACCUUUGCCAUAUACAGAAUAUUCCUCUUAUGAUUUGGAAAAGUAUACCCCUUUGGUGGAUGAAAGAGAGCUAGGAGAACAAACUUUCCUAUUCAUACCACUCACAGCUGUUUUCCCCUUGCAGCAGUGAUCUUUUUUUCACUUAGACGUCAGUUGGUCAGAUGCAACAUUUGGUAUCCAUUUUACCUUUCAUGUACUGCCAAACUAGCACAAGUGUUAAAAUUACUUGUCUCUACAAAAAUUUAGUCACAGCGGAGUGGAAUCUCUCCAUCUUGUAAGAUUACUUUUAACACGUUGGCAUCCUGAGGUGGUUGUGAAUUAUUCUGAAGACUGUUGGAUUAACCUCCAUUUCAGCUAAUCAUGGGAGAGAUUAAAGUCUCUCCUGAUUAUAACUGGUUUAGAGGUACAGUUCCCCUUAAAAAGAUUAUUGUAGAUGAUGAUGACAGUAAGAUAUGGUCGCUCUAUGACGCGGGCCCCCGAAGUAUCAGGUGUCCUCUCAUAUUCCUGCCCCCUGUCAGUGGAACCGCAGAUGUCUUUUUCCGGCAGAUUUUGGCUCUGACUGGAUGGGGUUACCGGGUUAUCGCUUUGCAGUAUCCAGUUUAUUGGGACCAUCUCGAGUUCUGUGAUGGAUUCAGAAAACUUUUAGACCAUUUACAAUUGGAUAAAGUUCAUCUUUUUGGCGCUUCUUUGGGAGGCUUUUUGGCCCAGAAAUUUGCUGAAUACACUCACAAAUCUCCUAGAGUCCAUUCCCUAAUCCUCUGCAAUUCCUUCAGUGACACCUCUAUCUUCAACCAAACUUGGACUGCAAACAGCUUUUGGCUGAUGCCUGCAUUUAUGCUCAAAAAAAUAGUUCUUGGAAAUUUUUCAUCUGGCCCGGUGGACCCUAUGAUGGCUGAUGCCAUUGAUUUCAUGGUAGACAGGCUAGAAAGUUUGGGUCAGAGUGAACUGGCUUCAAGACUUACCUUGAAUUGUCAAAAUUCUUAUGUGGAACCUCAUAAAAUUCGGGACAUACCUGUAACCAUUAUGGAUGUGUUUGAUCAGAGUGCGCUUUCAACUGAAGCUAAAGAAGAAAUGUACAAGCUGUAUCCUAAUGCCCGAAGAGCUCAUCUGAAAACAGGAGGCAAUUUCCCAUACCUGUGCAGAAGUGCAGAGGUCAAUCUUUAUGUACAGAUACAUUUGCUGCAAUUCCAUGGAACCAAAUACGCGGCCAUUGACCCAUCAAUGGUCAGUGCCGAGGAGCUUGAGGUGCAGAAAGGCAGCCUUGGCAUCAGCCAGGAGGAGCAGUAAUGUGUCUCUCGCUGUCAAUGAUGAGUUGACCCGGUGUUUUCUUGUAUAGUCAGUGGCAUCAGCACCCGUCAGCCGGCCUUUUCCUUCAGGUUCGUCAGGCUCACCGGUUCUCACUGUGUCUGGGAAGUAGGACUGAUGGUCAUCUUCAUGACAGGCGGCAUCUCCACUAAGCCUGUGUAACUGUUCCCUCUUUGGUUUUCUUAGCUUUUGAAUUUGAAGAAGUACUUUUGAAGACUCGCAUUUUAAGAACCGUGCAAAUUUUGCUACCAAAAGUCUUCACCACUGUGUUCUUAAGUGAAUGUUAAUUUCUGAGGUUUGGGACUUUGUGGUGUUUUUUUUCUUCUUUUCUUUUCCAUUCUUCUUUCUUUCUUUUUAUGUUGUUUGCUGUAAAUGCUGCACAUCCAGAUUGCAUAUCAGGACAUUGGUUAUUUUCUGCUUUCUUGGAUAUAACCAUGAUCAGAGUGCCAUGGCCACUACCCCACUGUUUGCUCUCCUGCAAAUCAACUGCUUUUAAUUUACACUUAAACAAAUUGUUUUGAGUGUUAGCUACUGCCUUUCUAGAUAUUACAGUCAUUUGGAAUAAAAAUUCUAUUUCACUGA